Messenger RNA from Rhopalosiphum maidis (corn leaf aphid), 1515 nucleotides. Its product is annotated as RING finger protein 37. Gene Ontology annotation, biological process: protein polyubiquitination. Lineage: Eukaryota; Metazoa; Arthropoda; Insecta; Hemiptera; Aphididae. The coding region runs from base 233 to 1333 and encodes 366 amino acids. The transcript is spliced from 2 exons. Gene Ontology annotation, cellular component: nucleus. The record is from RefSeq and is a predicted model, not a curated record. Gene Ontology annotation, molecular function: ubiquitin protein ligase binding; ubiquitin-ubiquitin ligase activity.
GGCUAUAUAGUUAAUGGUUCAAAUAAUAUAAUAUUAUACACAUUACACGUUCAAAGACGAAUGAACUCAGUUGAAACAUGAAAAAUCAAAAUACCUUUUUCAAUAAAAUAAAUUACAAAAUGUAUCUUAAAUUGAACACAGGCAAUCGAUUUUCCAUGCAGUAAUCCAGAAAGGCAGCAACAACACCUCACUCAUAAGUAGAAUAUUUAGGGACUUCAAGAAUUAAAUCAAUAUGUUAAUAAACGCAUGUGAUCCGAUUUUCAAUGCAAACAUACAGUUGGAUGGCAGUUGUAUAUCUCGAGAAGACUAUUCCGUAGAGAAUCUUAUUUCACCAGAUAUAGGAUUGCGAAAAAAAGGAUUUUUAUGUGAGACUUUCAUCCGGCCACCUGUGAGUUUAACAUUUAGUUUUCCGUUCGCAUUUGACAUUAAAUAUGUGGUGAUCGGCACAAGGGUGGGCGGUCAAAAGUCCUCAGGAUUUCAGAUAUGGGCAGGACGCAGUAACAAUACACAAAAGAUCUGUUCAAUAAUAACUAAUAAUGAGAUGAUAGUAUUUCAUGACAAUAGUACGGAUUUAUCUACCUUUGGGAACAAUUAUGACAAAUGCUGUUUUAAUAUAUCGGCUAGUAGAAAUAUCAGAUCAGCUGAGAAGUUAUCUGUGCGUAUUUUCAAAACAGAAAAUUCUAUACCGGCAAUAGGUAAGUUAGAAAUUUGGGGAAAGGUUUCAUGUAGUGUACCAAAAGAAAUUCGUCAAUCAAUAACUCGUGAUUGGGAAGAGAGUAAAAUUCCAAAACAAAUACAAAAACAAAUUAACAACACACAACUAAUUACAGAAAAAGUUUCGGACACUUUCAUUAUAUGUGAUGACUUUUUAGAUUCAAUUACUUAUGAAGUAAUGACAUGUCCUAUGGUUCUACCUUGUGGAAAAUAUGUUGACAGAUCAACUGUAGAAAAAUGCAUUGAACAUGAUACCGCAUAUGGACGUACACCUUGUGACCCUUUUACCGGAAUACCAUUUACAGAUAAACUAAGACCUAUGCCUGUACCAGAAUUGAAAGGACGAAUUGAUUCGUUUUUAAUAAAACAUGCAGAUGAUGACAAUGUGAAAUGUAUACCACGUGCAGUGGGUAAGCGUAGUUUUAGUUUUUACACAGAACGCCAGACUAAAAAAGCCAAAGUACAAUGUAGUACGUGUAAUGAAAACUGUAAUAUUUAUUAUUUACCUUGUAAACAUCUGCAGUGUAGAAAUUGCUUAAAGACUGAGAAAAUCAAAUGCAAUGUUUGUCACAGUAAUUUUAAUCGCAGUCAAAUCGAAAAAUAUCAUGAGAACGAUUAGUAUAAAAAAGAUUUUAUUACAACAUUGAUUACAAUUAUGUAUUUCUGUUCAUUCCUUCAAAGAAACUUACUAUGUCAUAUUUAUAUUUAAUCAGUUAUAAAAAUGAUUUUAGUGAUUGAAAUGGCCACAAGUGAAAGAAAACAACUUUUAAUCUGUUAGUUAAAGUUUGCUAUUUCUUUAAA